UUCGGUACGUGCCGUGGAGCGGGAAUAUCUAAACUACGGAAGCUUGAUAAUGCAACAGUGUUUAUAUUUAACUUGAAACAUUGUUUAUCGAAAUUUGAUUUUCGCAACCGUGCGACCGAGCGUAUUCAUGGUGUUGGUUGCGACCUAAAACGACCUCAAACGGACCAAAUACUUUUUCGAGAUGGAGGAACUGUAUAUUUUACAACGGGAGGUAGGCAGGGGAAGCUACGGUGUGGUGUUUGAGGGUCGUGAAAAGGGAGCUGGAGGAGAAAAGGUGGCCAUCAAAUGCUUGCCCUGUAACAGCCCCGAAUGCAUCCAGCUGUACCUGCAGGAGUUGUGGGUCAUGCGAACCACGUCCCAGGGGCACCCGAACGUCAUUGCACUACACAACUGCCUAGCACAGGUCGGACCCAACACGAUUCAGAUGGUCAAACCCGACAGAUUGCCUCUGGACCUGGUGGAGAUCGCGCUGAAGGGAACAGUGGCCCGCAGCAGUGAGGAACAAGAGGGUAACGACACCAAAGAAAACACAAACUCAAAUAACGUGCCGCCGCCGAGGUCUCGUAAGCGGCCUCUGCAGGAGCGGACAGUAGCCAAUAAGGACGCGGCUGUUCCCCGGCGGUGCUCUGCAACCAAUAAGGAUGCGGUUGUUCCCAGGCGAUGCUCUGCCCUGUGGCUGGUUAUGGAGUAUUGUGAAGGGGGAGACUUGAAUCAGUACAUCCUGUCCCACCCCCCCGAUGAGGACCGCAACCACACGGUCAUCAAACAGCUGAGCAGCGCCAUGGCCUUCCUGCACAGCCUGGGCAUCGUGCACCGAGACCUGAAACCGGACAAUGUACUGGUGCAGCUCACCAAGAAGGGACCCGUCGUCAAGGUGGCAGACUUUGGCCUGAGCAAGAUGGCGGGUGCGAGUCUCUCGGAGGGUGAGACGGCGCGGCCGGCCUUCUCGUCCACGUGCGGCUCGGACUUCUACAUGGCGCCGGAGGUGUGGGCGGGGCUCAGCUACUCGGCCCAGGCGGACAUCUUCUCGCUGGGCGUCAUGUUCUGGGCCGUGCUGGAGAGGAUCACCUUCCUGGAGGACGGAUGCAGCCACGAGCAGCUCGGUGCGUACUACGCUGGUGGGCGCUGGCUGACCCCCCUGGGGGAGGCGAUGUGCCAGAACCCCAACCUGCAGCUGGUGAUCCCCAUGAAGGGCCGCCGCGCCCCCCCUCUGCCCCCGCCCCCCGGCCCCGCCCUCUGCAGCCUUCUAGAACACAUGCUGGCCGCCGACCCCGACGCACGACCCUCCGCACACGAGCUGGAGGCCAGCCUGAGACGAGCACUACGCCAACGCUGAGGGGGGAGGCCUGCGAUUGGGGGGGAGGGGUGUUGCCCUAUGCCAACGCUGAGAUGACAUCUGACGAUGGGAUGCAAGUUGCAAUGCACCCCCCUCCUGGCCUGACUAUGGGCAUAUCCCUCCUGGGGGGGGGGUGUCGGGCUGGAAUGACUAGAGAGAUGGGAACAUGGCGCA
Engraulis encrasicolus (European anchovy) is the source of this 1510-nucleotide messenger RNA. RefSeq names its product Serine/threonine-protein kinase pdik1l-B-like. The transcript is spliced from 5 exons. Gene Ontology annotation, cellular component: nucleus; cytoplasm. The record is from RefSeq and is a predicted model, not a curated record. Bases 182 to 1336 code for a protein of 384 amino acids. Gene Ontology annotation, molecular function: protein kinase activity; ATP binding. Lineage: Eukaryota; Metazoa; Chordata; Actinopteri; Clupeiformes; Engraulidae. Gene Ontology annotation, biological process: protein phosphorylation.